Epinephelus fuscoguttatus (brown-marbled grouper) is the source of this 2987-nucleotide messenger RNA. It is a transcript of the gene blk, whose product is annotated as BLK proto-oncogene, Src family tyrosine kinase. NCBI's taxonomy places the organism in Eukaryota, Metazoa, Chordata, Actinopteri, Perciformes, Serranidae. The record is from RefSeq and is a predicted model, not a curated record. Gene Ontology annotation, molecular function: signaling receptor binding; non-membrane spanning protein tyrosine kinase activity; ATP binding. Gene Ontology annotation, biological process: protein phosphorylation; cell surface receptor protein tyrosine kinase signaling pathway; innate immune response. The transcript is spliced from 14 exons. Gene Ontology annotation, cellular component: extrinsic component of cytoplasmic side of plasma membrane. Bases 334 to 1803 code for a protein of 489 amino acids.
AAAAUAAAUAGACACACCACUAUCUAUUUACAGUAAACUCAAUGAAGUCCCCCAUGGAGGGAGGCCCUGGUCUUUACUGCAAGAGAGAUAGAGAGAUAAGUAGAAAAGGAAACGGAGAGCAAGAGAGAGACUCAUGAGUAAGUGAGAGUGACACACUGACGUGCUGCUGGUUUUCAGUAAGGAAAUUGAAGACGCCUUGCAUCUGGAGUACUUUUGAAGACACAAGCUGGGGGGCAAGUUUCAAGCCUUGGGCAUGAACUCACAGACUGGGCCCUACAGUGGGAGGAGUGGAGACUGAAAACAGCUUCUGUAAAGCUCAUCUGCUUUUUCAGGAUGGGCUGCGCUUGCAGUGGCCAGAAACAAGUAAAAGAUGACAAAUUCUACAAAGGAAAACACAACUCUCGGGUCUCCAACUCGUCAAAUCACAUAGCACGAGGUGGAAACACAUAUGUGGAUAAUGAAGACAUCGUGUUUGUGGCUCAACAUGACUUCAAAGCGACCAACGAGAACGAUCUACCUUUCAAAAAGGGAGACAAACUUAAGGUUUUACAAGAAAAUGGAGAUUGGUGGGUUGCUAGAUCGUUGGUGACAGGACAGGAGGGCCUCAUACCAUGCAAUUAUGUAGCCAGAGCAGAUACGCUGGAGGUGGAAAAAUGGUUUUUCAAGGACAUGAGUAGGAGAGAGACUGAACGACUACUUUUAGCUCCCGGAAAUAAACCGGGCGCCUUUCUAGUGCGAGAGAGCGAGACCUGUAAAGGGUCUUUCUCGCUGUCAGUCAGAGAUCACACAUUGGAGCAAGGAGAUGUGGUAAAACACUACAAGAUCCGCUGUAUGGACAAAGGUGGCUACUACAUCUCACCCUCCACCACAUUCCCAUCGCUACAGGAGCUGGUUAAAUACUACACCCGUACAGCAGAUGGUUUGUGUCAGCGGCUGUAUGCCCCUUGUAAGGCGAAACCACCCGAGCAGCCGUGGGCUCAGGACGAGUGGGAGAUUCCCCGAGAGACGCUGAAAAUGGUGAAGAAACUGGGGGCCGGGCAGUUUGGAGAAGUGUGGAUGGGUUACUAUAAGAACACCCAGAAGGUCGCUAUCAAGACCUUAAAGGAGGGAACAAUGGAGCCUGAGGCGUUCCUGCAGGAGGCCAACCUGAUGAAGCAGCUGCAGCAUGAACGACUGGUGCGCCUCCAUGCUGUGGUCACUAAGGAACCCAUUCUUAUUGUCACCGAGUUCAUGGUCAAUGGAUGUCUCCUGGACUUUCUGAAAUCAGACGACGGAAAAAAGAUAAAGCUGAACAAGCUGAUAGACAUGUCAGCGCAGAUAGCUGAAGGCAUGGCGUACAUCGAGAGGAAAAACUACAUCCACCGAGACGUGCGUGCAGCCAACAUUCUGGUCAGCGAAACCCUGCACUGCAAGAUAGCAGACUUCGGCCUGGCCAGGAUCAUCGAGUCCGAGUACACAGCUCAAGAAGGCGCUAAAUUUCCCAUCAAAUGGACGGCUCCGGAGGCCAUCAAUUUCGGCACGUUCAGCAUCAAAUCGGAUGUGUGGUCCUUUGGGAUCCUCCUCACAGAGAUAGUCACCUAUGGAAGAAUACCUUAUCCAGGGAUGACUAACCCAGAGGUGAUCAGGAGCCUGGAGAAGUCGUACAGGAUGCCACGUCCGGACGGCUGCCCCGAGGAACUCUAUGACAUUAUGAAAAUGUGCUGGCGGCAGAAGCCUGAGGACCGGCCGACUUUUGAAUUUCUGCAGAACACUCUCAACGACUUCUUUAUUGCCACGGAGGGACAAUAUGAGAUGCAGCCGUGAUUAAACAAAAGGUUUCCUGCUGAUAACCCGAAGACAGCAAAACGUGCUAAAGAGAAAUGUGAGACUUGAAAGGACAGAGGAUGAGGACCAACGGACACAAUUUAUUUUUUUUUAAGAAUUUCAAAUGGACUCUUUUUUAAGUCUGCUUUCUAAGUGAAUGUGAAAGCUAUUCACAGCUUCCUGUCUCUAGCAACUACAUGUUCAUAAAUGAAACAUUCACACCUUCAGCGCAAAGUUUUCUUACACUGACUGUCCUGCUAUUGAUGGCUCUCAUUCUUGAUAACGGCCAAGAACCAGGAGACAUGAUUAGGACUGAUAUACGACGGUUAAAAGAAGGAGUGUUGAAAUACAAAUACAGUACAUGCACAGUGUUGAGAAGCCUUUGGACCUGAGAAAGUAAGUUGUCACAGGUGAAGUUACAAAUGAAACCUUUGCAUGGUACAAAACCCAAAACCAGUGAAGUUGGCACGUUGUGUAAACCGUAAAUAAAAACAGAAUACAAUGAUUUGCAAAUCCUUUUCAACCUAUAUUCAAUUGAAUACACUGCAAAGACAAGUUACUUAAUGUUCGAACAGGUAAACUUUGUAAUUUUUUGCAAAUAUUAGCUCAUUUGGAAUUUGAUGCCUGCAACAUGUUUCAAAAAAGCUGGCACAAGUGUCAAAAAAGACUGAGAAAGUUGAGGAAUGCUCAUCAAACACUUAUUUGGAACAUCCCACAGGUGAACGGGCUAAUUGGGAACAGGUGGGUGCCAUGAUUGGGUAUAAAAGCAGCUUCCCUGAAAUGCUCAGUCAUUCACAAACAAGGAUGGGGCGAGGGUCACCACUUAGUGAACAAAUGCGUGAGCUGAUUGUUGAACAGUUUAAGAACAACAUUCCUCAACGAGCUAUUGCAAGAAAUUUAGGGAUUUCAUCAUCUACGGUCCGUAAUAUCGUCAAAAGGUUCAGAGAAUCUGGAGAAAUCACUGCACGUAAGCGACAAGGCCGAAAACCAACAUUGAAUGCCCGUGACCUUCGAUCCCUCAGGCGGUACUGCAUCAAAAACCGACAUCAGUGUGUAAAGGACAUCACCACAUGGGCUCAGGAACACUUCAGAAAACCACUGUCAGUAACUACAGUUCGUCGCUACAUCUGCAAGUGCAAGUUAAAACUCUACAAUGCAAAGCGAAAGCCAUUUAUCAACAGCAC